Molecule: messenger RNA, 13139 nt
Organism: Podarcis lilfordi (Lilford's wall lizard)
Lineage: Eukaryota; Metazoa; Chordata; Lepidosauria; Squamata; Lacertidae
Source: the annotation of a GenBank genome assembly
AUGAGAUCCUCGAAGGAAAAGGAAUGGUAACGUAAGGAUCUCUCUCCCCUUUUCUCGUUCUGGAAGCAGUCGGCUCUGCGCAUGCAAACGCGUCGCUGUUUAAUGAAACGAUGCAUGCAGAUGGGCGGCUGGUUGAUGAAGUUCAGGGAAAGAGCUAGGCUAGAAUGCAUCUCCCCCCCCCCCCACAACGUUUUAAAUUUAUUUUUCCACGUCUAUGCAAAUAGCUGUUACAAGUUUGCUUUCCUUCUGCCGCAAACCAAUACUGUGGCAAAAUCUCAAAUAUGGCCCCUUUAUGUAAAAUAUGUCAUGGAUAUAAGCCGGUAUCAAGAUGAACUGAUCGAUAUAUAAGACAUACACUGCAUUAUUAGCUUAUAGUUCAAAAUAAAUGUGAUAUCAUUCUGACAUCGCACUUGAACGUGCGUAUGUUGUUGUUUAGGUACCAUGCUUGUUUUGGAACAGGGAUAUAGAUAGCAAAGUCUGCAAUCGAAUAUACCUGGGAGUAAGUUUCAUGUAGUACAAUGGGGCUUACUUCUGAGUAGACACAUACCGGAUUGUGUGUGAGUGUGUUUUUUGAGGGGGUGGGUGAACCCCCUGGUUUAUAAUUCAGGUAAGACACUAUCACACCUUGUUAGCUUUCAAAUAAGCAGCUGCCCGCUGGUGCUGCUUCACCCCAGGUUGUUUUCAAUCCACCAGCGUUGUGAACUUUUGUUGGUGUGACGAUUUUUGUUCCAUGGUUGCUUUUCAAAGUGUAGGAGUGGGGGAGGGUAUAUAUACUGACCUAAAUCUUGCUGCCAUUUUCUGUGUGCGUAGCUGCUCUAAAUUCAGCCUGCGACCACAAACUGCAUGAGAACGGCGAGCCGACGUUUAUUUCAAGUAGCAAACUGCAAUAUAGGGUUCAAGACUCAAAAGGGCUAGUAAAGUAAAAGAAUAUAAGUAGGGAAGAACAGCUGUGCUGGAUCAGACCAAGGGUCUAAUCCAGUCCCACAGUGGCUGAGUAGAUGCCUCCAGGAAGUCUACAAGGAUGUGAAGGGAACAGCCCUCCCGGAUUGAUUGUUCCCCCAGCAUACUGCAUGUGAACAUGGAGUAUACUUUAUGUUAAGUAUACUGCACUUAACUUCGCAGAUAGUCACUGAUAGCCAUAUCCUUUGUGAAUUUCUUUUAUCUCAUAUUAAAGCCACUUCUAAGCUAGUGACCAUCAAAAUGUCUUUGGGCAGAGAAUUCCGUAAUUGAAUUUUGCACCCUGUGACAUCACGUUUUAGUAUCCUGUCGUUAAAGUGCAAGUUAAUGCAAAUUGUAAUUAGGAGAGGUACCAUUUACUCGGGUUUUUGUUUUGUUUUGGUGAUGGGAAUGCGGAGCACGCAUUUCUGAUUGUUGUACAAAUAUCCUCACAUCCCACAAGAGAUAGCGAAGUGUAUGGCAUAUGAUAGUUAUUCACUGCCUCGAUAGCUAGUAGUGUUAUUGGAACACCAGCAUUUGCUUCCUCGUGGAUUAGAUUAGUUGGUUAGAGUGCUGAUAAUGCCAAGGUUGCAGGUUCGAUCCCCAUAAGGGAUAACUGCAUAUAUUCCUGCAUUGCAAGAUGAUCCUCAGGGUCCCUUCCAACUCUAUAUCAUCAUAAAAAAAGGUAAAGGGACCCCUGACCAUUAGGUCCAGUUGUGGCUGACUCUGGGGUUGCGGCGCUCAUCUCGCUUUAUUGGCUGAGGGAGCCGGCGUACAGCUUCCGGGUCAUGUGGCCAGCAUGACUAAGCCACUUCUGGCAAACCAGAGCAGUGCACGGAAAUGCGGUUUACCUUCCCGCCAGAGCGGUACCUAUUUAUCUACUUGCACUGGCGUGCUUUCGAACUGCAAGGUUGGCAGGAGAUAUCAUCAUAAACAUCUCCUGUAAAAUCUCUUCUCUUCCUUGUCUCUUAACACAGGCAGCAUCGAAUGGCGGAGGAAGUACUUAACACAUGUGAACACAAUAAGGGAUCUGUAUUUCCACUGGCUGUCUAAACACCACCACCUUUCCCCCUACAUUUAUAUGCUGGCAACCUAGUCCCAUGAGUCAAGAGAAGCAAAAAGGAUAGGUUGUCCUUAGAUUUACAGCAAUUGCCAGAGACUGCGUAUGGGGGUGGCACAUUGUCACAAGCCAGAGAGAGGCCUGUGGGUAGUUGCUGGAUCAAGGAAGCCCAUCUGGUUAUCAGAAAUAUGGAUGAUUGCCCUCCAUUUGCUUGGUUUCUUGCCUAAACAUUAGCAGGCUCCCAGAAUGGCUGGCAAGGUUGCAGCACAGAGAGAGCCGAGGAAGUAGGAGCAGGAGGCAACACAGUUCCUAACCAGAAUGCAGAAACCAGAGAGAUGAACCACAGACCAUUCAGGUCCUUCCUGAGACUUCUGAGGUCCUAACCCAGAGAUGGCACCUGUAUUUUCAGUGUUCCAAACCAGUGAGACAGAAGCUGGAGCCUCUCGCUCCUUUUAGACCCAGGCAGUGGAGGAAUGGCUAAGAGCUGUGGGAAAGUGGUAGAAGGAUAACUCUUGACCAGGCUUCCUCAACCUUGGCCCUACAGAUGUUUUUGGCCUACAACUCCCAUGAUCCCUAGCUAGCGGGACCAGUGGUCAGGGAUGGUGGAAAUUGUAGUCUCAAAACAGGCCGAGGUUAAGGAAGCCUGCUCUUGACAGUCCUCAUUUGGGUCCUCAUUUGGUGCCUUGGAGAAGUUAAAUCAGGGAUGGGGAAGCUGUGGCCCUUCAGAUUUUGUUGAAUUCCAACUCCCAUCAGGCCCAGUGGGGAUAACCUGUGGUCAGAGAUUAUGGGAGUUGUAGUUGAACAACAUCUGGAGUGGACCACAUCUUUAGUUAAAGGCAUAGGUACCAUCUGAGAGUAUGGGCCCAGAAACUUUAUAAAUCAUACCAGAUACAACAUAACACAGGCGAUUCAAAUUUUAUUUUAUUUUUUAAAUUGAUUGUAAGGUAGAUGCCAGUAUCUGCCAACCUGGAAAGUCUAAGUUCUAGUGCUCUAAAAUGUAAAAAUAGUUAUCUUUCCUUCUAAUCUAAAAAAGUAUUUCAUUUUUAAAAAAUUGCUGUUAGAAAUCACAAGUUUAGAAGUCUUUGCCAUUCUUCUAUGGGUAAUGGACAUCCAAUAAAUGUCCAUGCCCCAAACACACACUUAAGUAAAACAGAUGCAGUAACGGAUUUCAGCUAAUGGAAAUGGCACAUUUAAAAUUUCAUAGGAGUAAUCACACAGGAAUAACAACUGCAGGAGAAUUAGAAGAGAUUUCUAUAAUGGGUUAGAAAUGUCUGCAAACAGAAAAAAAUAUUCUUCUUUUUUUAAAAAAAAAUCCCUUUGAAAAUAGUCCUCUUUUUAAUCAUUACUAGUUCCAGUGGAGGAAGGAGCCAUUCAAGUGCCAAGGAAAUCAAGAAAUCGCCACCACAUAUAAGACCUUCUCCCAGCAGACUUGGCAAAAAUAUUUCAGCCGCUACUGAAAAGGUAAAGUGUCUUACGCUUCACGGCAGCAAUUUUUUUUGGGGGGGCAGACAUAUUCUGUGGUUUUCCUACUGGAGUUAUAACUAUACAUUACUCGAUUUUUCUUAGACUUCCUGUCAUGCAACAGAACACAAGCAGACAACUCUUCACUACAAAGAAAAAAACCAGCUUUGUGAAAAUCUCCAACAAAACAGGUAAAGUUCUCUUGGCAGUGUAUAUAUGUGGUAUACAAGCCCAUUUCAUGCAUGAAUGAAGACUGCGUAGGUAGAAACACAACUGUUGGCGUGGUCAAGUUUUGAAAAGUUCUGGGAAUAGGACAUGAAUGUUUAUUCCAAACUACCGACUGGUUGGACAAUAUGCUGGUGAUUUUUGUUCACCUUUUGCCACUUAUGGAUGAUCAAUGCUGGGAGCUUGAUGUGCGGAUGAACUUGUGUCAGAUAAAAACAAUUGUAAGUGGCCUUAGGUUGGUGGGUUGGUUUGCAGGGAAGGGCAAAGGAACUGAAGCAUGGAAUGUUGGGGAAGAAGUUAUUAAAGAACAGAAAAUCUGGACCACAUUUGUAUGUGUAAUACAAGCUUUGAGCUUGGGGAAGAGCACCACAAUCAGGGUGGAUUUGAUUUAAAUCAAAUCGAUUUAAAUCAUGAUUUAAAUCACUAGUCAGUAAGACUUGAUUUAAAUCAUUUUUUUACAGAAAGGUUCAUUCUUGCUGGUAUAAUCUUAAUAUUUGCAACCAGAUGAAGGUUUCAUAUUUGGAAUAAUAAAUUUUCAGAGUAGUUUUUAAAGUUAUAUAAAAAAUUACUGAUUUGGUUACACAAUUAGAAAUACAAAGGCAGGUAAUUAUGAAAUUAUUGUCAACUUUUCUGCUGUACUUUAUUGGAAGGAGAAAAAUAAUCAUUAGCUUAAUAACAAUUUAAACAAUUUAACUAAAACAACAUUAUAGCAUAUGUAUCCAUGUUUGUUAACUGAUAUGGUUAAACGAUUUAAAUAAAAACAAAACUUAGACUGAGUUUUAGCACACAUGAAAAACUUAAAACAAAUCCUUAUUUCCUGAUGAAUAGCCUUUGGACUAUAAUGUAACUUAAAUAGAAAACUAUCUUUAGAAAGAUUUUUCUUCCAAAAGCAUUUUAUUUUAAAAAUCCGAUUUAAAUAAAAAAAUCUGAUUUAAAUCAAUAAAAUCCGAUUUAAAUAAAAAAAAAAAAUCCGAUUUUUAAAUUAUUAUUUUUUUAAAAUCAUUGAUUUUUAUCCCCAUAACCACAAUACACAGCAGCUGUGGGCUAGAUCCAUAUUUGAAAAGGCAAUCAUGCCACCUUUAUUUUUCCUGUUUAUCUUAAAGCAUGCAUUUUAUUUCAUCACAUGGUCAAAAGUUGCCAGGUGCAGGUUUUCUUCUUAUUCAAUGUUUAUGCUAACUAGACAAGCUCCUGAAACAGGAAGUUUUUUUGGAACACAAAUUCAGACAACGCACAUGUUCACAAUUGCAAACAUGCAGCUUAGCUGAAACGUAUUGAAUGGCGUUGAUUUCAGCAAUGGGCUUUGCCCAGAACGAAUAAGAAGUGUUCAUCGGUUUCCUUCGCAUCUGCUUUUCCUUCUUUAAUAUAAUUGCCAGCAUUUAAUUUUAGAUCCAAAUUAACAUGCAUUAGCCAUACUGUUUAUAAAAAGAUGUAAAUCAUUAGAAAUAUUGUUUAAUAUGCUGCAGUCUGGUUAAACUCAGCUGAACAGAAAGAUGUUGCAGAGGCAUAGAUGGGGGCGGCACUUACCGUGGGGCCUGCAGGUGCCUGAGCCAUGCACCUCUCCUGGAAGUGACUCGGUGGCUUGGGCACCUGCAGGCUCCGUGCUGCCCAAAAUGGCAGCAUGUGUCGGCCCGGGAGCCCAAGCGCCUAGCUACGCCACUGAGAUGUUGAGCUGUGUUGCAAAGAGAUUAGAAGCAGUUUUCUUGAGUAAGUUAAACAGAAGUUAAAGUUUAAGUUAAGUAAGUUUACGUUUAAGUUAAAGUAAGUAACAGAAGUAAACAGAAGUUGAGUAAAUCCGCUCCACUUCCCAGUGGGGAGCAGUUGUGGUGGACAGAGUGGUCACCCCCUCCCCACCGGGGGCGGGGGACUUUGUCCCCCUUUGCCCGGGAAUCCCGGCCCUGUCAGAGCCCGGCCAGCCAAUCCGCUGGCCGGGGGGCGUGGCCGGGGGCGUUUAAACUGAGGAGCGAGGCAGAGGACUGGUGUGGGGGAGGGGAGGUGUGGCCAUCACCUGCCCCUCCAUGCUUAAGGGUAUUCCAUUAAAGGAAUCCAGGGGUGUUGAUCUUGUCCGAAGCCCGGUUGGGGGCUAGAGCCUUGACAUGACCCCGAUGGGAACACCAGGGGGAGCUUGAGUUGGUUUGCAUCGACAAUGGUUUACCCUACCGGUGGUUUACCCUUACCGGACUUCUUGCACACUGGGCAGGAGUCAGAUAUAAAAAGGUAAAGGGACCCCUGACCUUUAGGUCCAGUCGUGACCGACUCUGGGGUUGCAGCGCUCAUCUCGCUUUAUUGGCCGAGGGAGCCGGCGUUUGUCCGUAGACAGCUUCCAGGUCAUGUGGCCAGCAUGACUAAGCCGCUUCUGGCGAACCAGAGCAGUGCACGGAAACGCCGUUUACCUUCCUGCCGGAGUGGUACCUAUUUUAUCUACUUGCACUUUGUGCUUUCGAACUGCUAGGUUGGCAGGAGCCAGGACCAAGCAACGGGAGCUCACCCCGUCGCAGCAAUUUGAACCGCCGACCUUCUGAUCGGCAAGUCCUAGGCUCUGUGGUUUAACCCACAGUGCCACCUGCGUAUAUCUGAGUCAGAUAUAGUCGGGUCCAAUCAAUGCCUAAGCCAAUACCGCUCAUAUUCUGUAAUUUAAUUUAAUAAAAUUGUGGCCAAAUGUGCCCAAUAACAUGAACCUAAUAUCCGCGUCUCUGUAUGAGUUAUUUCCCAAUGAGGGGGUGGCUGCGGGGUUAAACAGAAAAAGCUGCAAGUCCAUGCACACUUCCAUGUGCAUAAGUUCCAUGUAACUCAGUGGGACUUAAUAUUGAGCCAACAUGCUUAGGAUCAUACCGUUAGGUUGUUGCUGCUGUUGUUCUCGUCAUUGUCAUCCGUCUGUCUUGAGAGACAAUGGAGUGUGUCUGCAGGGGUGAAGUCAAACCGCUGUGUUAUCAGCCCCAAGGUGACCUCCCCGGGGCACAAGCCUGGGUAUGGAGUGCGUAUGGAGGUCCUGGGCUGCCCAGAAGAUAAGACCCUCCUCUCUGCCUCUCUGAUGUGGUCCAAAGGAAAGCAGAGCAAUAUGUUUGACAAUACGUUCUGCCCAAGAUUAUGAUGGACUUCAACUCCAGCCCUAGCCAAUGCAUGAUAAAUGGCCAUGGAUUAUGGGAGUUGUGGACCAACAUCUGGAGGGCCAUGUGUUUACCAUCCCUGUUUUACAGGUAAGUAGACCAGUUGAGGCAAGGGACAGUUUUGCAACCAUACGAGCUGUGCAGACGAGGGAAUUUCAGUAAGUCCUACUUCAGGAUUCCUGCAUUGCAGUGGGGUGGACUAGAUGACUCACAGGGUCCCUUCCAACUCUACAAUUCUAUGAUCUGAAGGACAUCACUUUGGCUCCAUGCUAAACCCACUUACCGGGGAAUUUAAUGAGGCUUACUUCUGAGUAUCGGAUUGCCUUGUAAAUUUAAGAUUUUUGCAGAUGAUUUCUUAUCAGAUGUAGGAAGAGUACAGAAUACUCAGUGCCUGGACUGGUAUCAGUCUAUCAAGGUGAGCCUUUAAUAUCCUGCCUUUAUGAAAACAUUUAUGAGAUUUUGCUUUCCCUGCUGCUUAAGAUGGCAGAUAUACUGGAGUGUUCAUUUUUGGUAUACGUGUCCAAAAUUCAAAGGAAGUAUCUCCUGUUUUCUUUCAUGCUUUCUACUGUAUAAAGCUCCCACACCAGGUUUUCAUACAGAUAUUCAAGCAGUUUUCUACCUCGAUGUGGGUAAAUAGGCUGUCUAAACAGUAGCACUGUUUACGGUGGCAACUGGGGGGAAAAUAGAAGCAAUCUUUUACAGACCAUUGCAAUGCCUUUUAAUAAAGACCACCCAAUACGAAAUGCCACUAAGAUGCUUGAUAAGAGGUAUGGAGAACCUGUGACUCUCCAGAUGUGCCUGAACUACAAAUCAUCCCUUAUUGUUAGCUAUGAUGGCUGGUAGUGAUGGGAAGAACAUCUGGAGGGUUGCAGCUUCCCUGUCUCGUUCAUAUUACCUUCUUUAUGUCUUUGCACAUUUUGUCUUUUCUCCUUUUGUGCUUGGUUUGCAAUUACACGUUUGUGGCAAUGACUUGCCUUACUUUUUAAAAAACAAAAAAGACUAAAUGUUAUUUCUUUUCCUGCCUAGAACAACAAAUGUUUGCACUUCUUCAUACAGAGCACCAAGGUUAAAAAAGGAGCCUCUGGUCAGAAAGUAUUACGAGGCUGGAUGGAGCAAAAUCCCUUCUGUGUUUAAGGAUGCUUCCUGGAGUGAUUCCAGCGGCGCAGAAGAUGGGCUGACUCAGAGUUUUUGUUGCAAGCAAAAAGGCAAUUUGGAGAGAAACUCCGGAGGGCAUUCAGCUGAAGCAGACCCCUACAGCCCUGGAUAUCAAAGCAUCUCUGCUGACGCGAUGUUCCUUGACUUCGAAUCCAUGCGGAUUAUGAAAGACGACUCUGAUCAGGACAGCGCCAGUGACCUUUCCGACUCAGAGAGAAUCCCCAUUCCCCCUUCGCCUUGCACCCCACCGGAGCUCAACCUCCGAGCGGAGGAGAUUGACCCUCUGUGCUUCGAACACCUCUUUGACGCAAAAUUCAAGCAGCCCGAUUACUAUUACCCGGACUUCCUGCCGCCCCCUUUCAACACAUGGGACUUGAAAGGGCUGGUGGCAUUUGUCAACACGGAAUGCAAAUCGGAACCUCGGCCAGAGCCGUCGGGGACGCUUGAGAAGUACGUCGACCGGCUUUUGGAGCUGGAGUGGUUGCAGAUGCAGACGAUACAGGCUGAGAAAGGGAAGGCGGCCAAGACAAGGCCUCAGACUGCUCCCAGUGCCCUCCGGACCUUAAAAAGCCCUGGUAAAAACAAACCGUUGCACAGUCCUUUUCCGCAGAAACAACUGACUGUCCACGAAGGUUUUCCAAGAGUCCUCGCCAGCCAGCAGGGUCACAGAAGAGAGUUGCAUGGCGAAGGACCCAGCCAGGUUGUUCCCCAUGAAGGUCAGUUGAGAACGGCUGAAGCGACGUGUGGCUUCUCAGCUCGCCCCAGGCGGCCUUGUGAAGCACGAGGCGAAGCCAAAAAGCGGCCUACUGCCAAGCAGCCGUUGGUCAGUAAGCAUCCUCCUGAGAGUAGCUCUAUGAUCCAGGGAGCUGGCAACAUCCGGCCACCCAAGCAACCCUCUUCUUUCCACGGUUCAGGUGUCCCUCUCAAGGGGCUGCCAGCCCAUGCCUGCCCAAACCCCAAAAAGAAUGGGAAUGCUGGUAAUUACGUUACUGCCAAAAAAGUUUCAGCGGAUAAGAAGCUAAAGGCAAAUGGCACGAAGCAAACGCCAUGUCAAUUUAAAUAACGCUGCAGUAGCAGAGUGUGCUGUUCUUGUUGCUGUGGGGCUUGGCAAUCCUUUCUGUGUGGCAAAGAGCUGGAAUAGCAGUUCAAGUGCUGUGGAGAAGGAAGAAAUAUGCUCCUCCUUGAUUCCCUUGCCAUGCAUUGUGAUUGAACUUGGUGUCAGAGGUCUGGUUCACCCCUCCCCAGUCAACACAAUCCAGGAAGCUAUGUGCUCCAUCCCUUGUGGUGACUCCCACUGCAGGGGCCAGUGGGAAAAGGGUCUCGCUUUUCAGGGUACACCCAUAAAAACCUGCUCAAAGCCUACCCGAUCUUGUUCCUACACUGAUUUGAAAUAUCUGGUUCUGAAGUGGCCAGGCAAUAACCCUUUUCCUUCCUGUUGAGCUAAGUUUUCUCAGUUGUUGUUUUUUACAAGAAAAUGCUGUUGUGAGGUGGGAAACAACAACAGUACCAGCAAUUUAUUAUUCUUAUGCUGCCCAUCUGACUGGGUUGCCCCAGCCACUCUUGGUGGCUUCCAACAAAUUAUAAAACAUCAGAUAUUAAAAACAACACAUGCUUGUUUCCAAAUAAGCUUGCCAUUGCCAUAAUUGCAUCUCGAUUUUGCCACACAGGGAUGCAUUUAUAAGCACCGAUACAUGCAGAAAACUCAUGGGAAUUUCUCCCCUGUUUAAAAUGAUACUGCAGACUUGCGACAUUUGGAGAAACGGAGAUUUAUUUGCUUUAAUCAGGGAAGCUUCAAAUAGAAUGGGAAUGCAUCGUUUUGGGGACAGUCGUAUGAGAAGAGCCUUGGGGGUGAUGAAUAUCUGUACCAUGACUGUCAGGCCACAGCUGAGUGGUAGAGCAUGUACUUUGCAUGCAGAAGGUCCCUUGUUCAAUCCACAACAUCUCCAGGUAGGGCUGGGAGACUCCUGCCUGAAACCCUGGAGAGCCACUGCCAGUCAGAGUAGACAGUACUGACCUAGAUAGACCAAUGACCCAACUCAAGAUGAGGCAUCUUCAUAUGUUCCUACGAUAGAGCCACGGGGGAAGUUGCAUGGCAGGGUGAAGAGAAGGCGCCAUUGAAGAUUUGUCAGCUGAUCAGACUGAGGAGGCAUGAAUGAAAGGAAUACAGACAGGUCUGUGGGAGACCUAGCUAAAUAGACCCUGCUCAAACAGGAUAAGCGUUUACAUGGUAAGGGUAGAUCAUAAGCCAGAUAAUGAAUCUGGAACACACUAUCCAAGUAUCCCAAAGAUGCUGGGGUAGAAUUUCCCUGGACUAGGAACGCACAGCAAGGUGGAUGGCAGGACCUUCGCUCCUAAUGACAAAAGCAUGUGUUGCCAUAUGCACUAGAGCUUUAUUGUGAGGUUGACACUGAUUUAGUAGUUUGUGGAGGAAGUCUGGCUUCCUCAUAGGAAUAUUCAUGGCUAGAUUGCUCAAGCCGCACAUUCGAAGAGUUCAUUAUCUUUGAUCUUAUAUCAGCAGAAAGUAUUUUCACUACAGCAAAGGGUUUUCUGUUGGUCUUCAGUCAAAGGGUUGGUUAUUUUCGAAUGCAGAAAGUUUGAAGAAAACACAAAUUAUUUAUUUCAUUUGUCUUUGAAGGAUUUGCUCCUGCGUAAUCCUGGAACAAGCAAACGAGAACCCGAUCAAGCCUUUUGCCGUGUUUAGCAGCUAGUUUGCAGUUCCUGCCAUUGUGUUUGUGGCAGUGUUUUCCUUCCAAAGUCUUUGUCGGCUUAAAACUGAGCCAGCAAGCUUUAUCUAUGCAAAGUCAAAACAUCUCUGAGCUCCAUAAUUUUUCUCAGCCUCGGUGAUGGCUGACCAUUUUCCACUCUGGGUUGGGAGCUGAAAAUGUUAGGAUUCUAAGGGUCCUUCCAACAAAGCUAAGUGUAUACUUGGAAGUGAAAGAUCCUGAUGAUUUUGCACAUAAUUUGAAUAAGGAUCAGCAUAGCUGAUGUUUGACAUAGCAGCAGCAGCUUCAUGCACAAAAGCAUUACAGUCACAAGAGAAACCCAAUCCUUUGAUGCACUGGGUUGUAUAAAACUAACCUGCUUAGUCUGUGAAAGGAUUUUGGCUUGCACAGCAUAACUCCUCCCUUCUCCCACCAUGCACCAAAUCUGUGGGCAGGAGCUUGACCUGUACUUCCAAUGUGGCACAAAGACUGUAUGAUCGCAUCUUCAGGUCUGAGCAAGACUUCAUAGUAAGCAUGCAGCUGCUGCUACAAAUGAUCAUCAUGCAUCAGGUUCUCUCCCUCCAUAAUAUCUAGUAGAACUUAACUCAAAUUGUGAUGUCAUGAUGUUCUACAUUUCGUUGCCAAGUUCCAUUGACAACUGAAGGCAUGGAAUAGGAGAGGAGAAAGGCGGCACAGUGUGACAUGCGUAAGUUCUGCGGCAGGUUAUGCAGAACUAGUAAUGGAGGCGCCAGUAGGAUUUUUGGAAACAGCCACUAAGAUUUUUGGAAAUGGCUUAGUUUGGUCCUCAACGCAUUCAUUGACUCGUAUUUCUAGCCCUGUCUUUGCUUGGUAUACCCCAAAGCACCCAAAAUAUCAUUUAAUCUCCUUAAAAUAGGUAAAGCUUACCAAAGGCAAUACUUUGCUCUCCAGCUGUUUUGGAAAGGCCAGAGUUGAAUGCCUACAGUGCUUCCAACAGAUGGCCAGGCUUUUUUUCCAGGUUUUAAGGGGAUAGGAGCAUGAUAAAUCCAAUUCAGGGAAGUACUGAUUCAGAACCAUGUGUUACGUCACAUUUAAAAUGUGCCACAGUAUAGUUAAACCAUGGUCUCGGGAGAUUGGUGGAGCUCUCUGGUCCUCAAGGGCUACUGCAUUUGCUUCAGUGGAAGACCAGGGCUGUAGAGGCAUCAUUUCAUAGCUGCAAAGCACCAUCCUCCUCUGGACUGAAUGGGGAGGACCCAUGCACAUGAAAUAUCUGUGUAUGCAUCAGAACACACAUGGGAAUCUGGAAAGCAGAAUAAGGUUAUGGUGAGGCAGUUGAAAACGUCCUGCCAGGAGUGAAACCGAAAGUAGAUUGAUCAGCUAGCUGAAACAAAUUAUAUUGCUAUGGGGUGGGGGGAAACCUCUAACAUUUUACUUCUCGAUACUUGCACUUCCGGUUUACUUGGUAACCCCCCCCUCCCCAGGAAAAGCUAAUGUUUGAAUAGCAGCUGGUUAAGGAACAACAUUGGGCAGAUGCUAUGAUUUGAUUUUAUCUGGACUGUUUGUCGAUAUGGCAGCUACCUGCAGUGGAAGGCUCCUGGACUGAUUCGGCAGAAACACCAGUUUGUGAAGAGAGGAUGUGAAUUUACAGGGGGGACUCUUGGACUCCAGAUUUGGACUAUAAAGAAGAAGAGUAAAGACAUAAAAUCCACACAGAAACAUUUUAUUUGGACUUAAACUCACUUGCAGAAUGAACGCAGAGGCUGCUGAAAAUAAUGAAGGGUUAACAUCAGAAUGUAUUCCGGGAAUUACUGUAAUAUUUUGAAAUGCAGUAGAAAUAUGAGGUGAUUAGGAUUCCCUCCAAUCUCAAAGUAUGGGAAGUCAGCUAAAUAAUAAUAUUUGUUUGAUUAUUUGUAUAAUUUGGAAUAUAUAAUUUGGAUUGGAAAAAUUUAAUAAAUAUUAUUUUUUUUAAAAAGAAAAUGUCCUGACCUCUUCCACAGAAUGUUCUUCAGCAGAAGACAUUGAUAAUAAAUGUGUGUGUAUACCUUCAGUUUAUCUUCAGGUGUGAUUUAAUUGGAAGUUUAAAAAGCAAGUUGUGCGCAUACUUAAACCAGCCUUUUAUUGGUUGAAUUUGUACAAUGAUACUGAACGAUGUAUUUGUUUCCUCCUGCUCUGCUGCUUUUGACCAUAACUUUCUAAGAUCUGAAAGCAUAGAAAUGAGUCACAUUCAAAUGUCCUUAAAAUAAGUAAUGAAACAGGAUUUAUUUGUUGUACUUCCAUUGUAAGAUGCCACGUUCUCAGGAAUGGCUGAAAACUGAUUGGUGUAUUUAUUUAUUUAUGAACUUUGCAGGUGUUUUCUUCCAAGUCAGACCUGGCCUUGAACUGUAUCACUCAUCUGUGUUAUUGUCUGAAGGUCAUACGAUAUUGUUACAAAUAUUCCCCCGCCCCCGUAUCCUCAAGCAUGCUCCGGUCAGAUGGAAUAAAUAUCAGCUUUUUCUGUCAAAAAACAAAAUCAAAUAA